Gymnodraco acuticeps is the source of this 7852-nucleotide messenger RNA. RefSeq names its product ALK receptor tyrosine kinase (gene alk). Lineage: Eukaryota; Metazoa; Chordata; Actinopteri; Perciformes; Bathydraconidae. Gene Ontology annotation, molecular function: ATP binding; protein binding; transmembrane receptor protein tyrosine kinase activity. Gene Ontology annotation, biological process: positive regulation of kinase activity; regulation of neuron differentiation; protein phosphorylation. Gene Ontology annotation, cellular component: signaling receptor complex; membrane. The record is from RefSeq and is a predicted model, not a curated record.
GCUCUGGCCUCAUCUUGUAAUUUCAAUAAGAGACGGGCCACUAUUACGGCUGCGCUGAGAGCACUCCAGACGCGUCCAGAACGGCGGAGGCUUUCUUUUUCGCAAGGGAGUCGUGUUGGGGGAAAACGGCUUAUAUUGACGUCAAAUGACUGACUUUACCGCAUGUGCUGGCACGACAGAGCUGCCAGUUUGCACCAAACGAGCGCCGAAAUCCUCAUCAGACAAUUAACCUGAGAGAUAGCUGGCAGGCUUUCCAAUUAACCAACACUGCACGGUAUGAUUGUAUUUUUAAACUUUAAUUGAUGCUCGGCUCCUCCAAAACUCGUUGUGCAUGCAUGGUGUAGUUGUGAGGGGAAAGCGCGACACUGCAUCCCGCUGCUGACAGAGAGACACUUGUACCGCCGUCACAACUGUGCCAAGAGACAGGGAGUCUUUGAAAGCCACCGGAGUGGACCCGACCGGCAUAUCAAUCAGCGUCCCGGAGAGUGACGCGCACGGCUCGCACAGGAGAUAAAAGGCAUUGUCUUAGAAGCUGCGCGCCUGUGUGAGUGUGGGGGAAACAGAGUUUGGGGGGGAAAUGGCACUUUCUCCGCUUGAUGAAGGGAGGACUGCAACAGUCAGUGGUAAACACAUGUAAAUAGCCAGUUCCCUUCGGCUUGGUGCGCACCGGCGAGGAGGACCCGCAGGAUAAUCGAUUCGCACUUUGAGAUCUUGCGCUGCGUUUAUGUGACACGAGCGGAGGGGAAGCGGCGGACGGUGGGAUUAUUAGGGUGUUCCUGCGAAGAAAAUACUACAAUUAUUUCACCAUGGACACCAGGAUAUUGUUUUUGCUUGUUUCUUCUGCGACAUAUUUUGCUGGGCUGCAGUGUGCCUCACCACGGAUCACAGCGGGGAUGGAGCUCUCCACCUCGGGCUUCAGCAACAUCAGCAGCGGUGGGGGCAGCAGCAGCAGCAGCAGCAGCAGCGGGGAAACAGGGAGCAAAAGGGACUUUAGCCAAACCAUAAACUCCAGGAUCAAGAGGAAAACCCUAGCUGUGGAUUUUGCAGUCCCUUCUCUGUUGCGCUAUUACCUGGCGGAGUUCAUAAAGAGACCCCUGAACGGCGACUGCCAGACUUUUAGCGGGUGUUACAUGGUGCGCGCAAACUUGACGAUGCUCUGCAUUCCUUUGCAGAAAACCAUAGCCACUUUUGUGGAUCCCAAGUCUGACUCAGCACUGAGGAACACGUCCGCUGAUGGACAGCUCCCCUUCUACUACCAGCGGCCGCUGUCCAAAGUUCUGAAAUUGGGCUUGACGAAAGCCAGCAGGAAAUCAAACCAAGUGGUGGUGGAAAUUGGAGAGGAUAUAGUGAGGACCGGAUGCGGGGGGCUGUCUGUGCACGAGGAGGCCCCGGUGCUUUACCUUGAAAUGGACCUCACAACUAUUCUGGAGUGGUGGCUCGGCGUCGAGGGGGGCCGCCUCAGGGUCAGGCUCAUACCCGAGAAAAAGGCGCAGGUGCCCGUUAUGGAGGAUCGAUACACCGCGGCCAUACGCGCUUCAGACCCCCGCCUCUACCUUCAGAUAUCCUCCAGGGGUGAACCAUUGGCAGGUGGAAGUGCUGCUAGCAUUCCUAGAGGGUACUGGAGCUUCUCCUGGGUAGCUGAGGACGACCUGAGCUUUCCCAACGACUCCGUGCACAUGUCAGAUCACCAAUGCCUGGGCAAAAGCAGAACAUGUGACCAGCAGCAGGAGGGGAACCCGGAGUUCACCUGGAGCAUAGUGGCUGCAGGGGACAAGAAAAGCGAUAAGAAGGCAGGAAGCCCCCAGGGCUGGGAGGAAGGCCACUUCCUCUGGGUGAACAGCUCAGCCUUUGGCGGCCCCUGGGUGCUGAGUCCCUGGUUGUGGGGGGGCCAGGGUCCCUGCAGCCUGGACAUGGCCGUGUUCCUCCACCCCGAGCAAAGUGGGCAAUACACCAUGUGGCUCAUAGAGCGGGACAAACCGCCCCUCGCACUCUUCUCCACAGACACGCUGCCACGCAUCACUGGCUGGGCGGUGGUCCACCUCACCCUGGGGACCCACGGAGGAUCACCUUUCAAAGUGUCCGCCAGCUACGACCAGAGGAUUCCACAGGACGACACGGCCACCAUCGAGCCCUACUUCACCACCAACUGCACCAUGGCACCCCCUCCCAGCCCAAACGUCACCCUGGAGGGCCAGUACCACUGCCACCAGGGGCCGGGGAUCCCCCUGGACAAGCUGUGUGACUUCAGCACAGACUGUCCGCUCGGCGAUGACGAAGGCGACCUCUGUAGACACUUCCUCAAUGGCAGCUACUGCUCUUUUGAAGAGGGCGAGUGCAGUUGGCAGUCAAUAACGGGCCGGGGUCUCUCCUGGAGAAGACAGCAGACACCAUCCAAGGCUUUGAGACAGAGCUGCCUGUCAUCAGGUGCGACAUUCAGUGUGGAAGGAGGCCAGUCCAAAGGCCAGCGGAGCUCAGCAGUACUGAGGAGCCCUCUCUUCCCCCCUCCUCUCAGAAACUCUAGAUGCACGAUGAGAUUCUGGCUGUGUUCUGGGGGCUCACAGAGGGGGUCGCUGUCGCUGUGGAUCGCUGAGAACAGUACAGGCCCUGAGGAGCAGCGCAGACUGUGGCGUUCAGCCAGCGAGCCCAAAUCUGAGAAGGGCUGGAAACUCAUCAUCCUGCCCCUUUACGGGCUGGCAGACUGGUUUUGGCUGCAAUUCAGCACAGAAGAUGGACCUGGAUCGGGUUCAGCCGUGUCUAUUGACAACAUCUCUUUCAGUAUGGACUGCUUCCUGGCAUCCAAUGGUGAGUUCCCACCAACCAGCUCCACCAUGCUGCCUUUCCUACGGACCAACAAGACUACCCCCCCGUCCAUUCGAAGCCCUUUGAGCUUCCCCACCACAGAUUAUCCAGACAAGAAAUGGAUUUUUCAUACCUGUGGCGGUGUGGGCCCUGAAGGCCCAACUCCCUCUCAGUGCCUCAACUCCUAUAGGUACAGCAACGUGACAGUCGGCACCCGUGGGCCCUUCAAAGGCAUCCAAAUGUGGCUUGUUCAGGAAACUGGCACCUACAGGAUUACAGCCUACGGUGCGGCUGGCGGUCGCAGCGUGUUGGCCAUGAGCAGGUCACAUGGUGUCUACAUCACAGGAGACUUCCUGCUGCGGAGGGGCGAGCUGCUUCACAUCCUGGUGGGACAGAAAGGAGAGGACGCAUGCCCCAAUAUCAACCCCAUGCUGAAUAAGAUCUGCCAGGAACAGAGUGCCCCCAUGUCCAACAAAACCCAAGUGAAAGGGGGUGGAGGAGGAGGGGGCGGGGCCACAUAUGUGUUCAAGGUGGUAAAAGACGUGUUCAUCCCCCUCAUCAUCGCUGCUGGGGGAGGGGGCCGGGGCUACAGCAGCCUAUCAGAGAUGCAGCUGGAGCAGAUGGACUAUGACCCCAGCCAACCGGGACGCAACGGGAAGUCAAGUGCUGCAGGUGGAGGCGGAGGCUGGAACGACACUGCUCCUGUCAGUCAGGGGGGCAGACCUCUGGUGCUGGGUGGCCAGGGAGGGCAGGCCUGUCAAAAGUUCUGGCAGACUCGCGGUGGCUUCGGGGGCGGCGGCGGGGGGUGUAUGUCCGGGGGCGCUGCCGGAGGAUACAGAGGUGGUAACACCUCGCUGGAUGACAACCCCAAACACGAUGGUGACGAUGGCACCUCCUUCCUCAGCCCAGAAGGAGAGCCCUUCCUCUACCCGCUGAAAGCUAUGGAGGGGGAUGGGGAGGUGAUCAUCAGUCCGGUGCAGAACUGCAGCCACUGUGAAAGCGACGAAUGCCACGACACCUACGGCAGCAUCGUGUGCUACUGCGACGAGGGUCUGAUCCUGGCCCGGGACGGGGUCUCCUGCAUCAACGCUACAGAGGUUACCCGGCUGCCCCCCCAGCCGUCUCUAUCCCACCUGGCGCUGGGGCUGUCUGUGGGCACCUCGGCCCUCAUCGCCGCCCUGCUGCUGGCCGUCUCCGGGGUCAUGAUCAUGUACAGGCGUAAACAUACGGAGCUGCAGUCCAUCCAGCUGGAGCUGCAGAGUCCAGACUGUAAGCUCAGCAAGCUGCGGGCCUCCACCAUCAUGACCGACUACAACCCCAACUACUGCUUCGCCGGAAAGACGGCAUCGGUCACCGACCUGAAGGAAGUGCCGCGGAGAAAUAUCUCCCUCACCAGGGGUCUGGGUCACGGAGCCUUCGGUGAAGUGUACGAAGGGCUGGCAGUGGGGAUCCAAGGUGAACCCAGUCCUCUGCAAGUGGCAGUCAAGACCCUGCCUGAGGUUUGCUCUGAGCAGGAUGAGCUGGACUUCCUCAUGGAGGCUCUAAUCAUCAGUAAGUUCAGCCACCAGAACAUCGUGCGCUGUGUGGGGGUCAGUCUGCAGACCAUGCCCAGGUUCAUCCUGCUGGAGCUGAUGACCGGGGGAGACCUCAAGUCCUUCCUGAGGGAGACCAGACCCCGGCUGGAGCAUCCGUCCAGCUUGUCCAUGGUGGAUCUUCUGAAUGUGGCCCGAGACAUCGCAAAGGGCUGCCAGUAUCUGGAGGAGAACCAGUUUAUACACAGAGACAUUGCAGCUCGUAAUUGCCUACUGACCUGCAAAGGAUCGGGCCGUGUCGCCAAGAUUGGAGAUUUUGGGAUGGCUCGAGACAUUUACAGGGCCAGCUAUUACAGGAAGGGGGGGCGGGCCAUGCUGCCAGUCAAGUGGAUGCCGCCUGAAGCCUUCAUGGAGGGCAUCUUCACGUCUAAAACAGACACGUGGUCCUUCGGGGUUCUGCUGUGGGAGAUCUUCUCAUUGGGCUACAUGCCGUAUCCAAGUCGCAGUAACCAGGAAGUGUUGGAGUUUGUGACCAAUGGCGGAAGAAUGGACCCACCCAAAAACUGCCCUGGGCCUGUAUACCGCAUAAUGACUCAGAGCUGGCAGCAUCAGCCUGAAGACAGGCCCAACUUCUCCACCAUCCUGGAGAGAAUAGACUACUGCCUGCAGGACCCUGACGUGGUGACCAUGCCGCUGCCUGUAGAGUAUGGACCUGUCCCAGAAGAGGAGGAGCGGGACCCCUCGGCUCCGACGGUACUGGUGAACGCCCCGGUGCAUGAUGGGGAGGUCCAGCAGCCCCCCCCCUCCUAUCCUACAGGAGACCCCCUGAGACGGGGGGAGCACAGCGCGGAGACGAGCGCAGCAUUGGAGGCUAAAGCACAGACGUCGCCCCCCCCCUACCUCCACCAGCAGCCUCACACGCAGAUCGCCAUGACAACCAGCAACACGGUCACCUCCCCAGCCGCCUCUACGCUCACUGCCAAGGGCCCGCACAUCCCCCCCCAGCACGGCCCUGAGGGGGGGCACAUCAACCUGGCGUUCAUCCAGGGUCAGCCGCAGGAGAAGGAGGGCCCCAACGGGAAGAGCACCACCCUGUGGAACCCCACCUACGGGUCCUGGUUCCUGCAGCAGAGGAAGCAGCAGCAGCAGCAGCAGCAGAGGCAGGGGGGUGUGGGGGCUGCAGGAGAGGGCAGCGGCAGGGUCCCGGGGGAGGGGCAGGAGCAUGUGGGCCGGACCGUGGCUGAGGUGGCGGGGGCCCUGGGGCUGCAGCACCAGCAGCAGCUCCAGCAACAGCACCAGCAGCAGCUCCACCAGCAGCAGCUCCAGCAGCACCACCUGCAGAUGCUGCACCACCAGCAGCAGCAGCAGCAGCAGGGUCUCUGCAGGCCUCUGCUGCCCCCGCCCCCCCCUCCCGCUGCCCAGUCCCCUCUGCUCUUAGAUUCGGCCGCGCUGCCCCCGGUCCCCCUCUACAGACUGAGGCGGUUCCCCUGUGGGAACAUCGGCUACGGCUACCAGGAGCAGGGCCUGCCGCUGGAGGCCGUGCACCCCAACCCCCCUGCGGCCCCCCCGCCCCAGCAGGGCCUCUCCAUGGCCUCCGCCCACCAGAGGGGGGCUUCAGUGACCCUGGGUCGCUCGGGUUUGUCCGAGGACAGCCGUCCGCUCCUGGUUACCAUGGGGACAGUACAGGACCCCCGGCUGCCCAGGAUGGAGGGCCACAACGCCACCGUGCUUUAGCCCACAUGCCUGUACUCUUUUUCCACACUGUACAGACAGAGACCCUUUUACACCCCCUACCGUCCCACCAUGUUGGUUCCUCCCUCCAGGCGUGGCUGAGCAUCUGGAUGGAGCCUCAGAACCUAGAGCUGUGUUCAGAUCCCACUCGGAUGCUAAGCACAGCAGAGAAAUAGAAACAAAAGCUUUGGGAUGCAGAAUGUAGAGCAAAUGCUAGUUUUAAGAAUUCAAAAAAUGUAUUUUUUCAAUGCUGGAGGGAUCAUGACUGAGUGAGACACACAUGGAGAACUUUCCAUCUGAGAGAGAGCAGGAGCUCAUGUGUUCAUCAGAGGAUGUCUCUUUGCUGUGAGAAUGGAUUAUUAGGAGGGUUCAAAUCUCUAUAUUUUGCCAAACUUCAAACUUUCAGUCAGACUUUAGUGACCGGUCUGACUGAAGCAGUGUUGUCUCCAGCUGCAGCAACCCGUGCCCCCCCUCACACUGACCCCCCCCUCACACUGACCCCUACCACACGCUUUUGGAGAACAGCAGUGUGCUCAAUAACUCGUAUCAGACUAUUUUUCAAGGAUCAGACUCUGGAUUACCAGACAUUUAUACGAAAAAGAAAACUACUGGGGAAAAAUGUGUUUGUUGGUGUUUGCUUGCCUGCUUGUUUAUUUAUUCAUUUGUUUAUUUAUUAUUUGGAAGUGGCUCUAUAAAUUAUUCAUAAACAGGCUUUCCUCAAAUCCAAACAAAUUCAUUUUACAUCGACUGGUUUUCACUUUAAAACCCAGGGAUAUCUUUUUGGAAAAAAGAGAAAAGGAGAGAUUGAACAGAAACACAUCAACCCUAAAUGUCCUAAACGCUGUGUAAUGACUGCUGAGUCACGACCAUAGACUGUAUAAGACUGGAGAGUAUGCCGCUUGGUCGCGACCUCAUUCAGGAGCAGACGGAUAAACACAAACACAGCGACAGAAGAACACGGCAGAUUAUAGAGGAGCCGCAUUCAGACACAUUAAAGAGUUCACCUUUGGACUUCUGGAACACACUCUGCUUUUGUUCACAAGUUGCUUUGGUUGAUAGAGUGCUCUGAGACCGUUGUCUUUUCUUAUCGCUUUUUUUCAGUAACCUUUUAUCAAUUUCUUUCUUGUUACAAAAAAAAAAAAGUUUUCCCCUUUUGUGUCCAGAUAUAGAAACAAAGUGGAUAUCGCUGAAUCAAUCUUAACCUUCAAAUUGCCAUCUCAAAGCACUCUACGUCUCGACAUUUGCAUAUUUUCAUCUUUUCUAUCACAGGAUGGCUGUUGUGGAAUACAAAUGAGUCUGAGUGAAACGUUUGGAUACAAACUGCUACUGCUCCACAUGUGACUGAACGCUGAGACCCCCGAGUCUCACUUCCACACACGGUGUCUGUGUUUAAAGUCUACCUUCAGUUGAAUCACCGUUCCAUACAGUAUCUAUGUGACAGCACCAUGUGUUGAUGUCUCGCUAAACGACAUGCGUCACGUAUUUGGCCUCCUGUCAGUGUACUGUGAAGCUGAGCAGCCGUGUGUCCGUCAUGGCGCUGGUGACGGUUCGAGAUAAAAGCAUUCCUGUAGGCCGAGGUGAAUCUUGGCCAAUGAAAAGUAUUGUUUGUUUCGUCUUCUGUGCAUUCAUUGUGUUCCUUCACAGCUCAUCUCCAUUGUUUGAUGUAAAGACAAACUGAAUCCGCACCUGUAAAUGUUGUAAUUAUAAAGUAUUGUACUAUGGCUCUGUUAAAAGCUGUCAAUUGCCCUUCUGAUGACAUUCGCCAAAAUGAAUAAAUUACUAUAUAAUGA